AUGUUCGGCGUCCGGUUCUUCGGCGAGUUUGAGUUCUGGCUUUCGUCUUUCAAAGUUAUUGUCGUCCUUGGCGUGAUCCUCUUCUCCCUUAUAAUGGCCUCGGGCGGUGGUCCUACUGGCGAUGCGCCUGGCUUCCGGUAUUGGAGCGAUCCCGGCGCCUUCGCUCCCCUCUACGCAACCGGCGCCCUCGGCAGGUUCAUAGGCUUCUGGACAUCGCUCACGUCUGCAAGCUUUAGCUAUUUGGGCAGUGAGCUGGCCGCUAUAGGAGCUGCAGAAGCCCAGAAUCCUCGUCGCUCGAUCCCGAAAGCCAUCAAGUUGACGUUUUACCGUAUCCUCGUUUUCUACAUCCUUAGCAUCUUUUUAGUCGGUAUGCUGGUCCCUUAUAACUCUCCGGAGCUUGCUUUCGCAAACAAGAGCGGCGCAUCGGCCAGUGCCAGCCCCUUUGUCGUGGCCGCCAAGCUCGCCGGAGUACAAGUCUUGCCGCACAUUAUCAACGCCUGUAUCUGCGUCUUUGUCUUCUCUGCUGCGAACAGUGAUUUGUACGUUGGCAGUCGAACUCUUUACGGCCUUGCCAGCGACCGCUCAGCUCCCGCAAUAUUCCGGAGAACCAACUCACGCGGCGUGCCGUUCCCUGCCCUCGUCGUGUGCAGUCUCUUUGCUUGUUUGGCGUUUUUAGUGGUCAACGACGAUUCCCGCAAGGUCUUUGGUUACUUUGUCAACUUGACAACCAUCUUCGGCCUGCUCACCUGGAUAUCUCUUCUCGUCACUUACAUUUGCUUCCUCAAGGGGCGUCGAGCGCAGAACAUCCCCAACAGCGCCAUGCCAUAUGUUGCGCCCCAGGGACUGAUCGGCAGCUACGUGGCUGUGGCGUUCUGCAUUCUUGUCGCAAUCACCAAAAACUUUGACGUCUUCAUCGAACAUGACGGGAAGAAAUUCGACUACGUCACGUUUCUUACCGGAUACCUUGGAAUUCCAGUGUAUUUGUCCCUCAUCUUUGGACACCUGUACUUUACCAAGAGCAAGGUCGUAAAGCCGUGCGAUGCCGACUUUUUCACGGGCAAAGAUAUUGUCGACAACGAGGAAAAGGCAUUUGUGGAGAUGCAGGCCGCCAGGCAAGGUACCAGAACAGGCUGGAAUCGUUUCUACGACCGCUAUAUUAGCUUUCUAUUUUAG
Messenger RNA from Hirsutella rhossiliensis, 1173 nucleotides. RefSeq names its product amino acid permease domain-containing protein. Gene Ontology annotation, molecular function: amino acid transmembrane transporter activity. The transcript is spliced from 2 exons. The coding region runs from base 1 to 1173 and encodes 390 amino acids. NCBI's taxonomy places the organism in Eukaryota, Fungi, Ascomycota, Sordariomycetes, Hypocreales, Ophiocordycipitaceae. Gene Ontology annotation, biological process: amino acid transmembrane transport. Gene Ontology annotation, cellular component: membrane. The record is from RefSeq and is a predicted model, not a curated record.